Molecule: messenger RNA, 1745 nt
Organism: Saccostrea echinata
Lineage: Eukaryota; Metazoa; Mollusca; Bivalvia; Ostreida; Ostreidae
Product: membrane protein BRI3-like
Exons: 4
Coding region: 39-470 (143 amino acids)
Source: RefSeq, a predicted model, not a curated record
UUGUUAUUGAAAACGAUAUCAGGAUAUAUCACAAUAGCAUGGCAUCUCAAAAUAAGGAGGCACCUCCUGCUUAUCAAGAAGUAGCAGGUCAACAAGGUGGUGGAAAUUAUGGGGCAGUUCCCCCAACUGCACCCUAUCAGGCAGGUUAUCCCCCGGCAGGGGCAUACAAUCAUGGUUAUGAUCCCUCCAAACACCAUCAAGGAUACAACCAGCCAGGAUAUCAUCAGGGCGGGCAACCAGGAUAUGGACAGCAAGGGUACCAGCAGCAAUAUGGGGUUGUAGUUCAGCAACAGCCAGCAACUCAAGUAGUUCUUGUUGGGGGCUGUCCAGCAUGCAGGUCUGGAGUUCUGGAGGAAGACUACACGUGUUUAGGUGUUCUUUGUGCUAUACUGUUCUUUCCCCUCGGCAUUCUUUGUUGUUUAGCCAUGCGACAACGGCGUUGUCCAAACUGUGGGGCUGUGUUUGAUUAGGACAUGUCAUACAGAUUUAAAGAGAUAACAACACAGAUAGAUACCACAAACAGAUGCAGGGACAUGAUGAGUUAUUUUGUAAUGUCAUUCAUCUGCAUGUACAUGUAUAUAUUGAUGUUUUCUAGAUUUAGUGAUCAAUUCCCAAAAUUCUACAAUUACCGGUACAAUAUAUAUAUGUAUUUUUUUGUUUUUUGUUUUUGCUUUAAUAACGUAUUUUAGUUGAGUAAAAAAUCCGUGAUCUUUCAGAAAAGUUCAUCAAAUUGUAUAAAUUUACAGAUUUUCCUAGGACAGUCAGACCAAUAUAUUUCUUCAUUUUGAUCAUUUUGUAACACAUUAGUAAGUAUUAUAUCUGAGAUGAUUCCAUUUUGUUCACAUUCUCACCGUUACAUCUUUUCAGACAUACAUCCCUGAAUUUCUUCUUCUUUUUUUUUUUUAUUUGACAGAUUAAUGACAGGAAACUUCAAUAUUUGGACCUGUUAGUAUUCUUUUGAAAUCUAUAAUAGUUACCCAUAAUCCUUUGUGUUUUAUUUGGAGAAAAGUUUAAUGAUUUCAUGAUGAAAACAGCAUUUGAUCUGUGAGAAAAAAGAGAAAGUAUUGUCCUCUUAUUUACAUGUAUUGGUUGUGAACCAUUUACAUGUGUAAAAUUCAUGUUUUUCAGUGGAGAAAUCUUAAUGCACUUGUGCAUGCAUGAAUGUCGGUUAUUUAGUUAUUUUAAAGAUUUUUAUGCAUUGUUAACUAUUGGGUAUAUAGAUAUUCUAAAGAAUUUAAGAAUUUUAUUGAAAAAUGUGCAAUAUAAAAUAUUAUUAAUUUUUGUGAUGUUAUAAUCACCAAAUUAGAUAUAUAGCUAUACAUUAUCAUUCAUGUUUACCUUACAAGUUUUAAGUAUGUAUAUUAUAAAAUCUUUGUUACUAAUGAUGCAUCCCUUGUUUCUCCGAUACCCUGAUGGACUUUUAAAAACACAGAUAGCACUAAUGUAAAUAAAAAGCUUAUGAUUUCCUGGAAAUAUAUUACAAGUGUAAAAAAGGAUUGGUCUGGUGGGCUUGCAAUGCAGACAAUGGACAAAAUGUAGGGAGGAAAGUUAAUUGAUUCCUGAUAAGGACUUGCAUAGUGUGAUUAUUUGAAAUAAUGUUAAUACAUAUACAUUGUACAGUUGUCGUUUUCAUCUCGUUUCAUGAUCUGCAAUUGUUGCACAAUUUACAUUUACACAUCUUCAUUGUUAUUGAUUUUUUUUUAUGUUCCACUUGUAAAUCAGUUGUAAAUAAAUUUUGUAAUUGA